AUGACUGACAUACAGGUCGAGCAAGCUCAUCAUUAUCAAAAGGACAACCUGCAAAUUCAGAUGCAAGCAAUGCGACGAGACGAAGUUAGAGAUCUUGUCAAUUCAGACAUCAACCGGAUCAACAGCUCGCUCUUGGUCGCUACAUUGAUUUUAUCACUGGCAGGAGAGAUGCUCUUCGAAGGUCAGAUUCCAACAGAUUGCCCUCCUUUUGUGCUGAAUGCCUACAUGCUCUGCCUGGGCAGCGCAGUCUUCUAUUUGACCUUGUCCAUUCUGUCUGGAAUCAUCGCCAGCAACACAGCAUACCGAAAAGCCGCAAGGCUUCUCGUUCACUACAUUCGCCCACGGUGGAAGCAGCAUUUUCAACAGCUGCGGCAACGCCAA
This is a messenger RNA of Symbiodinium necroappetens, 381 nucleotides long. The record is from the annotation of a GenBank genome assembly. Lineage: Eukaryota; Dinophyceae; Suessiales; Symbiodiniaceae.